UAAUCAUCAUCAUCAUUUUGUUAAUCCAAGAAACGAAAAAAAAAUGUUGGCCAUUAAUGAUUAUAAAUUUUGGCAUUUAAUGUAUGGUAUAUUUCCAACAAAAAUCAUCGAUACAGUAUUUACAAUAAUAACAGCCAUACAACUUUAUCUACUUGGUGCACGUUAUGUAUUGAAAGAAAUACGAAGAAAAUUAUCAACAAAAGUACGAAAAUUAUCAUCAAAUGAACCGGAUAUACCGAACGAUUUAACAAAUCAUGUUGCCGUUGUGACAGGUGGUUCACGUGGUAUUGGUCUUUCAGCGGCUAAAGAUCUAUAUCGUCGUGGUUGUAUUGUAAUUGUUACAUCGUCAGCAUCAAGCCAAUUAGAAAGAGAUAAAAUGGCCGAAGAAGCAAGAGAAUCAGUACGGCCAACAAUCAAUGGUGGCAACAUAUUGGUAUGGCCAAUAGAUUUUCGUGAAAUGUCAAGUGUUUUUGAUUUUGUUGCACGGUUCAAUAAAGAAUAUGGUUAUCUUGAUAUAUUGAUCAAUAAUGCUGGCGUUAUGUUUGUUGAUAAAAAUUUCACCACCGAUGGUUUUGAAUAUCAUUAUCAAAUUAAUUAUCUUAGUCAUGUACUGCUUACAUGGUUAUUAUUACCGGCAUUGAAUAAAACGAAUAAAAAUGGUCCAGCACGUGUUGUAAAUGUAUCAUCAUCGACACAUUAUCCACGUUGUUUAUUCAUUGAUGAUCUACAAUCCCAGCAUACACCAUAUUCACCAUUCCAUGCAUAUGCACAAUCAAAAUUAUGUCAAAUUAUGUUCACAUAUUAUAUGGCCGAUUGGUUACGUACGGAUGUUGGUCAAUCAUAUCGUAUAUUGAUCAAUAGUUUACAUCCAGGUGUUGCAAUGACCGGUCUUUAUCAAUAUGUUUGGUGGGUACGAUUAUUUCCAUGGCUAGCAUCAUUCCUGUUUCGUACGGCCGAUGAAGGUGCCGAAACUGUCAUCUAUUGUGCAUUAUCAACCGAAAUUGAAUCCAGUGGCUAUUAUUAUGAAGAUUGUGCACGUUUACGUUCAUCGAAAUUUUCAUUGAACAAAAUUUAUCAAAAUCGUUUGGCCGAAUUAACACGUAAACAAUUGGCAAAAUUUAUUGAAAAUUAUAAUCAAACAUAUCCAGAAUUUAAAGUACCACAAAUAUUGGCCUAUUAAUCAUCAUUUUUGUUUGUAUGUAGCGAGAGCGAAAAACUAAAUUUUGAAAUGAAAUUCAUUUUUUUUUUUUUUUUGUCAAAUUUUACACCGCAAACUCU
Messenger RNA from Dermatophagoides farinae (American house dust mite), 1278 nucleotides. NCBI's taxonomy places the organism in Eukaryota, Metazoa, Arthropoda, Arachnida, Sarcoptiformes, Pyroglyphidae. The record is from RefSeq and is a predicted model, not a curated record.